This is a messenger RNA of Myodes glareolus (Bank vole), 1917 nucleotides long. NCBI's taxonomy places the organism in Eukaryota, Metazoa, Chordata, Mammalia, Rodentia, Cricetidae. The record is from RefSeq and is a predicted model, not a curated record.
GAGCCAGAAGCCUCGCCCCCCGACGACGUUCCGGAGUCUCAGCGGCUGCCGCCCCACCCAGCCAGGCCUCGCCACCCCGAUCGCUCUCGGUCCCCCUCAGUCUGCUGUGACUUCCCCGGGACCAUGCGGCGCUGGCUGCGGUCCUUCGUGCUGCCUACCGCCGCCUGCCAGGACGCGGAGCCGCCCACGCGCUACGAGACGCUCUUCCGGGCGCUGGACCGCAAUGGGGACGGCGUGGUGGACAUCGGAGAGUUGCAGCAGGGGCUGCAGAGCCUGGGCAUCCCACUGGGCCAGGACGCCGAGGAGAAAAUUUUUGUUACUGGUGACAUCAACAAAGAUGGAAAGCUGGAUUUUGAAGAAUUUAUGAAAUACCUGAAAGACCAUGAGAAGAAAAUGAAGUUAGCAUUUAAAAGUUUGGACAAGAAUAAUGAUGGGAAAAUCGAGCCUUCCGAAAUUGUCCAGUCUCUCCAGAUGCUGGGUUUGCAUAUUUCUGAAAAGCAAGCAGAGCUGAUUCUUCAAAGCAUCGACUCUGAUGGGACAAUGACAGUGGACUGGAAUGAGUGGAGAGAUUACUUCUUAUUUAACCCUGUCACAGACAUUGAAGAAAUUAUCCGCUUCUGGAAACACUCCACUGGCAUUGACAUAGGGGACAGCUUAACUAUUCCGGAUGAAUUCACAGAGGAUGAGAAAAAGUCAGGACAGUGGUGGCGGCAGCUGCUGGCGGGAGGCGUGGCUGGCGCGAUCUCUAGAACAAGCACGGCACCUUUGGAUCGCCUCAAGGUCAUGAUGCAGGUUCAUGGUUCCAAAUCAAUGAAUAUAUUAGGAGGCUUUCGGCAGAUGGUAAAGGAAGGAGGAAUCCGUUCCCUUUGGAGAGGAAAUGGCACAAAUGUCAUUAAAAUCGCUCCCGAGACAGCUGUUAAGUUCUGGGCUUAUGAACAGUACAAGAAGUUGCUUACCGAGGAAGGACAAAAGUUAGGAACCUUUGAGCGGUUCGUAUCUGGUUCCAUGGCUGGAGCAACUGCACAGACUUUUAUUUAUCCCAUGGAGGUUCUGAAAACCCGACUAGCGGUAGCCAAAACCGGACAAUACUCUGGAAUAUAUGGAUGUGCCAAGAAGAUUUUGAAACAGGAAGGCUUUGGGGCUUUCUACAAAGGCUAUGUGCCCAACUUACUGGGCAUCAUUCCUUAUGCAGGCAUCGAUCUCGCUGUGUAUGAGCUUUUGAAGACUUAUUGGCUGGAUAACUUUGCCAAAGACUCUGUCAACCCUGGUGUCGUGGUACUGCUGGGCUGUGGGGCUCUGUCCAGCACCUGCGGGCAGCUGGCCAGUUACCCCCUGGCUUUGGUGAGGACUCGCAUGCAGGCACAAGCCAUGGUAGAAGGGGCCCCGCAGCUGAACAUGGUUGGCCUUUUUCAGCGAAUCCUCACCAAAGAAGGAGUGUCAGGACUCUACAGAGGCAUCACCCCAAACUUCAUGAAGGUGCUCCCCGCCGUUGGCAUCAGCUAUGUGGUAUAUGAAAAUAUGAAGCAGACACUAGGAGUAGCUCAGAAGUGACAUGCUCAAGUCUUCUUUUCCUGGUGACCAAAGCUGUCAGCGCGCUCUGGCGACUCCUGGGAUUGCAGCGAGUCUGUUGCGAAAGAAGCUGUUGUGCCCCCAGCCAAAGGGAAAGGAAUCUGCAGUCACUUCAAGCAUUUGGGCUCGGUUUUAUAUCUUCAGUAAUGCUCAAAAUCAUAGUUUCAAUAAGUGUUGAAGAAGCCACAAAAUUGUACUUUAUAUUUGCUGAUAAAGAUCCGUGCCUUGCUCCCUAAAUCUGAAAAUGUACCUGCUGAAGAUGAAAUCGUUUUGCGUGGUAGAAUUAUAAAUCACUAAUCUUUGUUCUAAUUGGUUCAGGUUUAUGUCAAUUUGUUUAUGCCAAUUUUU